AUGGGAGUGCUAAGGUUGGAGCAUAUCUCCUUCAGGAGCUUUGUUGGGUGCAAUGGAGCAUCCCAGGUUGUGUUCAUCUUCCUUCUGAUUCCAUGUUGCUUCACUAAGGACUACAGAGCAACCCCCUUUCUCUCAGAUGAUCCUUUCCUCUGGGCUUGGAAUGCCCCAACUCAGCCUUGUUCCAAGAGGUUUAAUGUGUCGAUAGAUUUGAGCCUCUUCCCUUUAAUAGGAAACCCUGCAAAAGAUGCCAUAGACCAACCAGUUAUAUUAUUUUAUGUUGAUAGACUUGGCUUAUAUCCUCAUAUAGAUAAGCAUGGCAACAAAGAGCAUGGAGGAAUCCCCCAGUUGGGUGACUUACAGGCCCAUCUGACUAAAUGUACGCAAGACAUUGACAACUACAUGCCUAAAGACAAGCCGGGCUUGGCUAUCAUUGAUUGGGAAGAAUGGAGGCCUAUCUGGGCAAGAAACUGGAGACCUAAAGACGUUUACAGGGAUGAGUCUAUUAAGCUGGUUCAGCAACAAAAUGCAACCCUUACUCUUGCACAAGCCACAAAUGUAGCCAAAGUAAAUUAUGAAACAGCAGGAAGGAACUUCAUGGUAGAAACUUUGAAAUUGGGUAUAAAGCUUCGACCAAAACACUUUUGGGGUUAUUAUCUUUUCCCUGAUUGUUACAACCAUCAUUAUACUAAACCCAAUUACAAUGGGACUUGCUUUGAGUUAGAAAAGAAAAGAAAUAAUGAGCUCAACUGGAUGUGGACUGAAAGCACUGCUCUUUACCCAUCCAUUUAUUUGAAUACCAUCCUAUCGUCUUCUCCACUAGCUGCACCUUUUGUCCGUAACCGUGUUAAGGAAGCCAUUCGGGUUUCUGUAGUACCCAAUGCUACAAGUCCACUUCCGAUUUAUAUAUAUGCACGCCCAGUUUUUACUGAUUACUCUUCAAGUUACCUUAAUGAGGAGGACCUUAUGCAUACACUUGGUGAAACUAUUUCUCUAGGUGCCUCUGGAAUUAUAAUAUGGGGGAGCCUCAAUUUAAGUCAAAGCGUGGCCACCUGCACAAAACUACACAAUUACAUGAAUACUGUUCUGAAUCCGUACAUAAUCAAUAUCACCCUAGCUGCCAAAAUGUGUAGCCAGGUGUUUUGCAUGGAAAAAGGAUACUGCACAAGGAAAGACUUGGAUUCCAGAGAGUAUCUCCAUUUGAACCCAAUGCAUCUCACUAUUGAAACGGAGCCAAAUGGAAAAUUCAAAAUCAAAGGGAACGCCUCAGUGGACGACCUGCGACAGUUUGCUGACAAUUUUCAGUGCAGCUGCUAUCCCAACAUGGACUGUGAACAGGCAGUUGAUUUAACACAGAAAAUUACUAUUGAUGUAUGCAUGCUGAAUGAUAUUUGUAUAAAAACCGUUCUAAACUCGGAACAUAAAAUAUCCCAUUCGAAUCCAAGUUUAGUGCUCUUAUUAUUAUUUUUUGUUUUUUUUGGAAAACGAAUACUCUAG
Pipistrellus nathusii (Nathusius's pipistrelle) is the source of this 1494-nucleotide messenger RNA. NCBI's taxonomy places the organism in Eukaryota, Metazoa, Chordata, Mammalia, Chiroptera, Vespertilionidae. The record is from the annotation of a GenBank genome assembly.